Messenger RNA from Stegodyphus dumicola, 1556 nucleotides. RefSeq lists its product as uncharacterized. NCBI's taxonomy places the organism in Eukaryota, Metazoa, Arthropoda, Arachnida, Araneae, Eresidae. The record is from RefSeq and is a predicted model, not a curated record. Gene Ontology annotation, molecular function: protein binding.
CUUAUCGAGUGCAAAACAGGACACUUGUUUAUUUCUUCUGGAUAACGAAUUUUUAAACAAAUGUUAUUGCUAUUUUUUUAUUUUGUGAAACUUGAUAAUUUUUGUGUGUAUUUCCCGUCAUAAAGUAUGGAGUUAAUUCACAUCCCAGCUGAGAUUUUAGAGCACAUUUUUGCAUUUCUUGAUGGGCAGUCAUUCUGUAGGAUUAAACUUGUUUGCAAACAUUGGCAUGAAACUGGGAAACGAAUGCAAGUCAGAAACUCUCUUUGGAAGCAGUUCUGUAUCAAAGAAGUUCCUGAACACAUUUUAGAAGAUAUUUUAUCUUUUAAAAGUGUUUUGCUGACUGAUAAAAUAAUUGACUGGUGUGCAAUAUACAAGAAAUGGUUUCAUGCAAAAAUGAUUAGGACAUCACCUUACUGGAAGAAAUUAAUCAAAGGAUUUUGUUAUAAUCCUGUGACAUGUGUGAAAAUUUCAGGGUCUUUUGUGAUUACUGGGCAUAGUAAUGGAUGUCUUUGUAUUUGGAAUCAAUAUAAUGGUGAAUUGUGCCAAAAGAUUUUAUGUCAUUUAAAAACAAUAACUGAUAUGGCUUUGGUUGAUCUGCUUAAUCUUGGUUCUUACUAUGGUUCAGAAGAACUUCCAUGGGCUCAUCAUCAUAUUAUUACGGUUUCUAAAGAUUAUUAUAUUCAAGUGAAAUCCUUAUUGGAGCCAAUAACAAUUAGUAAUUCAAAUGAAAUGCUGAAUUUUCACAGUGAUGUUUUAUGUGGUGUAAGGGUUUAUGGAAAUCAGUUUGCUGUAAGUUGCCGUGAUAACACUUUUACCAUAUGGAACAUGCAUCUAGAAUACAAGCCAUAUUUCCAUUUGGAUGUUUCUCUAGUGCGUAGUAUAACUGGUCCCAGAGAUAUCUUUUUUAAUUUUGGAUUUUGGCGAAAUGAGGUGUACUGUGUAUCACGUAAAGGAGGCUUAAAUGUGUAUUCUAAAGAUAAAGAAGAAUGGAUUGAAAAGAAACAUUUUAUGAUUUUAUAUUCAAAUGAAUGCUUGGAAAGUGUGGUGUCAGUUACUGCUGUAUUCCUAUUUCGAAAUCAGAUUAUAAUAAUGCUAACAGCUGAUGGGAAAAUGGUUGUGUAUGUCAAUGAACAAAUGGUUAGGCAUCACUAUUUAAUGAAAUAUUUACACACUGUACUUGUAACUGUGGCACUAAGUGGUACUAUUUUAGCUUUAGGAGGAGAGAAUGGCAAGCUGUUUCUAUAUCACAUUCCAGAUGAUGACCACCUUGGCAGUCUUCAACUGUCUAACCCAGCAUUCGCUUUACAGUUAAGUGAUGCAUCAAUAAUUGCCAUUGACAUUUUACAUGAUAAUGAUUCACCUGUGAUAGUUGCUGCAACUAAUGAAAGCAUAUAUGUUAUUAAGUGGUACAAUAUUCAUAAAUCUCACCAAGAAGUGAAAAGGAGAGAUGUGUCACAUUUGUUUAAAAUGCACUAACAUUUGCACUUGUAAAAAUGUAUAUUUUGACUUAUAUGUAAAUUUUGAAUUGUUUAAAUUAUAAAUUUUAAAAAAAACUG